Molecule: messenger RNA, 748 nt
Organism: Terrapene triunguis (Three-toed box turtle)
Lineage: Eukaryota; Metazoa; Chordata; Testudines; Emydidae
Product: liprin-alpha-3-like
Exons: 5
Biological process (GO): synapse organization
Cellular component (GO): presynaptic active zone
Source: RefSeq, a predicted model, not a curated record
GCUGCUGGCGGAGAUGGAACGGAUGCAGAUGGAAAUCGACCAGCUGCGGGGCCGACCCGUCUCCUCCUACUCCAGGUCCCUUCCGGGCAGCGCCCUGGAGCUGCGCUACUCCCAGGGCCCCGCCCUGCCCGCAGACCCCUACGCCGGCGCCCCCCGCAGGCACAAGAAGGGGCGCUGGGCUGUCAAGGAUGAAGCCACUAAGGAGUGGGAGCGGGCGCAGCAAGCAGGGGGGCUGGCCCAGCCCUUCGAGGGGGGGCUGGACGGGUCGGACGAGGAGGAGCGCGACCCCCUCUUCGGCUCGGCCGACUUGCUCUCGCCCAGCGGGCAGACGGACGUGCAGACGCUGGCCAUCAUGUUACAGGAGCAGCUCGAGGCCAUCAACAAGGAGAUCAAGCUGAUCCAGGAGGAGAAGGAGUGCACGGAGCUGCGGGCCGAGGAGAUUGAGAGCCGGGUCAGCGGCUCGGCGCUGGACGGGUCCCUGGGCCGGUACCGGGCCGGCGCCUCCAUCCCCCCGUCCGUCACCAGCUCCACCCUGGCCAGCCCCUCGCCUCCCAGCAGCGGGCACUCCACCCCCCGCCUGGCGCCCCACAGCCCUGCUCGCGAGGGAGACAGGAUGAACCACGUGCCCAAGGAGGAGGGGCGUGGGGCGGAGGAGAAGGCCCUGGUGCCCUGUGAGACGCCGCCCCCCGCCACCCCCCGCACCGCCCGGCUGGAGCGGGUGAGCCAGGCCCUGGCGCUGCAGGCCGGA